CCGCCUACCUGCCUUUAUUUGUAACUCUAAUCUGUAUUAUUUGUUGAGCACCGUCACUCUUCACGAUUUCAGUUGUCAGACCGUCCACUUACAAGCGAUUGCUCGUCUAGCCGGACUUUUGGAGUUAAAUCGGCUUGUUUCCCGGCAUCCUUCUUCCGGCUACCGUAACUUACAAGACCAUCUACCUCGGCGCAUUACGUUCGGCGCAACCCAAUCCUCCGUUGACCUUUUUUUUUUUAACCUUUACGGCAAUAAAUUAGCCUUGGCUUGUGGGAUUAAUCGUUGCCAAGUGCUCAUAACCUUUAAUCAUCACAUCGAAAACAACCUGUUCAAAAAGGGUUUCCACACCGUUUUCUCUAAGGGGCUUAUAUAUCAAUUUACGGACUUCAGCCUUUUGUCAGUGCUCCGAGCCCACCUUCCAGGUCUCAAGUUGGCACGACUUGCUUCAUUGGAGAAAAUUCGGCUUGACUGGAACUCGAACCAGCCGCGUACGCGAGUGCCAUUCCCCUUCGCCUCCUGGAAACUCACCAGGUCUUUCUUUUUCUUCUUAUUCCCUUAUUCCUUACGGCCUUCGCCCACAAGCUAUGAAUCAGAGACAAACUUCUAUUGGGCCCAAGGUAUUCGUGAAAAACGGGAAUUUUUGGAAAGUAGAACGCAAAGCAACUUUUGAAAAGUUAAAACUUGGUCGCGCUGAGCAUCGCACAAGAUGGCACAGGAACAGACAGUGUUACCCAAGGGGAUUGUGCUCAAUAACGAAACUAUCUACGCAGAAAUAGCGAAAUACGACAUCAUACCAGUGGAUAUGAUUUUAAAGUCUUGUCGUGUUUACUCUACAACUUCUCGGAAGUUAUAUGAUCCCACAGCCAGACGCUUGGAGAACUUCUGGACGCGUUUGCUCGGCGGUGAUCGUCGCUACCUAUCCGGUAGGCUCAUCUCACAGCUGUUCAGGGAUAUUUCCGAGGAGACGGCCUUCGUUAAGCUGCGUGGCCCAGAUAACAGAUAUGAGCCACCUUCUCCAAGUUCAAGACCACACGAUGCUCAAGCAACUUCUUCGGCAUCUGCGUCCAAGCUAAAACUCAAAUCUACAACGCCUUCUAGCAAGACUCCUCGUCCCAUACUAAAGAGACCUAGGGGAACUUCAGCUUCAGGACCGCGGCCAACCGCCCGAUUUGUGUCACCGCCUGAACCCGGCAUUACUGGCGAGCUUACGACUGUUAAAGCAACGAAGGAUUCGGGCAGCUCGGCAUCUAAGGAAGAGAAGGUAAAGGGACGGCCUAUCAAGCCGAAGAAGAAAGCGACGGCGUUUGUGGCAUCAACGUCUAGAAGACGACCCGGAAUGCCUCGAAGAACAAGCUCACAAUCUUCCGCCGGGGCUUCUGACCUCGGGCCCAAAGAAGGAGACUCGUCGCUAGGAUCCAAAUACGAUGGCUCACAGAGCUCGAUCCCAACAAUACUAGAGAAGCCAGAACAGCAACUGGCUAAUACGAAUAAGGGGAAGGGGACUGUAGGUGUGAGUGCAAAGGCUGCUGGAAAACGCCCUAUGACUCAACCACAGGUAGACAAAACAGAAUUGGAACCCGAAAAGGUGGGAAGUAGCCAGUCCCAAAAUGCGACCCUUUCAGCAGAGCAAAGCUCAGAUCGGCCAGGUCGGGCAGGCAACGCUGCCGGAAGCUUUGGGAGCCGCUCCAAGACCUCUUCGCCUGCUGCUGUUCUGAAAACCAAUACACCACAGGAAACUUCGCCAUUGAUGAUCCGGUCUUCUUCCGAUGCUGGCCCUAUUCGUCCGACUUCACGGGAUACAAGCCGAGCAACAGUCCCGCCAACUAGCUUAAUGUCCUCAACCCCGGCUAAGCUUGACACCUCGGUUAUUGGCCAGGGAACAAUAUCUGGUUUCAGGGAGGACCUUCGCGCUCAAAGCGCCUUGUUAGACCGACCCGGAGACAGUAGUGUUCACGGAACUCCCGACCUAACUUCAGAAAUACCUAGCGGCUCUGGCCUUAGCCGACCUACUCAACCUAGUACCACAGCCGCAAUACCCUUGGCCCGUUCCAAAAGUCAAUUGUCACUACUACUUGACCGAAACGGCGAGAAACCAAAAUCUAAGCGAUGAUCAACGCCCCUUCCUUCUAAUUGUGUCAGUCCAAAAUUAUUACAGGUUAAUGGGAGGGAAAAUGUAGAAAAAAAACAAAAGGGUGUCCUCUUUCAAUGCCCGAGUUCCAUGGGCGACCCCAGCGGCUAUAUAAAAAGGUGUUACUGCAUUAAUGGCUUUCAGACAUAGCAUCGGCGUUAAACGAUUUCAUGGGUAGUAGUACUCCAACCUUGGUCAUAAUAUUUUGAAGACAGAUGUGAUCACAGCAAUUUACAGCUCUCCAUGAUGAUGAAGCCUGACAUAUAUACUUACUAGGCGCGGGUGAUAGAACGGUCUCGAGACUAAUCAGCUAGCGAACUAUUCACUAGAAUUA
Molecule: messenger RNA, 2462 nt
Organism: Xylaria bambusicola
Lineage: Eukaryota; Fungi; Ascomycota; Sordariomycetes; Xylariales; Xylariaceae
Exons: 3
Coding region: 707-2110 (467 amino acids)
Source: RefSeq, a predicted model, not a curated record